Molecule: messenger RNA, 1320 nt
Organism: Manacus vitellinus (golden-collared manakin)
Lineage: Eukaryota; Metazoa; Chordata; Aves; Passeriformes; Pipridae
Product: acidic mammalian chitinase
Exons: 11
Coding region: 76-1227 (383 amino acids)
Biological process (GO): chitin catabolic process; carbohydrate metabolic process
Cellular component (GO): extracellular region
Molecular function (GO): chitin binding; chitinase activity
Source: RefSeq, a predicted model, not a curated record
GAUCCAAGAUUGGCAGCAGGGGGGAGAAGGGUAUAAAAGCAGAGACUUUGUGCAGCACAUCAGUUCUGGUCCAAGAUGGCCAAGCUCACUCUGCUCACCGGUCUGGCCCUGCUGCUCAACGCCCACCUCGGCACUGCCUACGUGCUGACAUGUUACUUCACCAACUGGGCCCAGUACAGGCCUGGGGAGGGGAAAUACACCCCCGAGAACAUCGACCCCAACCUGUGCAGCCACCUGAUCUACGCCUUCGCCGGGAUGAACAACAACGAGAUCACCACUUAUGAAUGGAACGACGAGACCCUCUACAAAUCCUUCAACGGCCUGAAGAACCAGAACAGAAACCUGAAGACCCUGCUGGCCAUUGGAGGAUGGAAUUUCGGCACAGAAAAGUUCACUACAAUGGUUUCCACCCCCCAGAACCGCCAGACUUUCAUCAACUCCGUUGUCAGAUUCCUGCGCCAGUAUGGAUUCGAUGGGCUGGACCUGGACUGGGAAUACCCCGGCUCCAGGGGCAGCCCAGCCCAGGACAAGGGGCUCUUCACUGUCCUGGUUAAGGAAUUGCUGGCAGCCUUUGAGCAGGAAGCCAAACAGACCAACCAGCCCCGGCUCCUGGUCACCGCGGCUGUGGCUGGAGGACUUUCCACCAUCCAGGCUGGCUACGAGAUUGCUGAGCUGGGCAAGUACCUGGACUACAUCCACGUGAUGACCUACGACUUCCACAGCCCCUGGGACGGCUCCACUGGCGAGAACAGCCCCCUGUUCAGCAGUGGCAGCAGCUUCAGUGUGGAAUAUGCUAUGAACUACUGGAAGAACAAUGGUGCCCCAGCUCAGAAGCUCCUGGUUGGCUUCCCAACCUACGGAAAGACCUUCACCCUGCAAAACCCCUCCAACACUGGGAUUGGGGCCCCAACCUCAGGCCCUGGGCCAGUAGGACCCUACACCAGGGAGGCCGGGCUUCUGGCUUACUACGAGAUCUGCUCGUUCCUGAACACCGGAGCCACCCAGUCUUGGGAUGCCCCUGAGGACGUGCCCUAUGCCUACAAGGGCAACGAGUGGAUUGGCUACGACAACACGAAGAGCUUCAGUGCAAAGGUCGACUGGCUGAAGCAGAACAACUUUGGAGGGGCCAUGGUUUGGACCAUCGACCUGGAUGACUUCACUGGCACUUUCUGCCAUGAAGGCAAAUACCCCCUGAUCUCCACCCUGAAGAAGGGCCUUGGUCUGUGACCAGUGGCUGCAAGAUCCAUGAACAGUCCAGUCCUCAAGUCCCUGUACUUCCUAAACAUGGAAGCAGCAAUUCAGGGGACUGGCCAUGAAGAU